AUGCGCUGCCACCAAGUAUUUCGGUUUGUGUUCUUUGUAUCAGCAUCUUUCGGCAACCCAGUGCCGUCUUAUACAUUGAAAGGAGCCCUGGAUGUGCCGGAAAUCUUUACGAAGCUAUUCAAAACAUCCACAAGUCGUGCUCCCUUUAGCACAAAUAUAUAUCAAGAGCUAUUUCAGCUCGAAGCCAAGAUAUCAGACAUCGCAACAGGCAAAAUCAAGCCCGUCCCAACAAUCGAAGAAGGCCUCUCAGUCCUGGCCUCAAUUCCACGCACUAAUAACCGAACAAUCCUCCAAAAUGCCAUUGAUAUAGUAUCUCUAGGUCUAGUACCAACAAACAUCAUCGACAUCCUCAAUGGCAUAACAAACCACGAAAUAAACUCCGUAGCCAACAACAACACAAAGGACCCAAGUCCUCGAAUCCACCCAACAAGAUCCUUCUGGGACGCACCCUACGACAUCCCCGAAGAAGCCCUCCGCAGCGCAAUCUACAUUCCCCCAACCUUCUCCUACGGGAAAAACAACAAAAUCCCCGUGCUCCUGGUCCCAGGAACUGCUGACCCAGCCGGCAGCACCUACUACUUCAACUACGCGAAGCUCUUCAAGGCAAACCCACAGACAGACCCAGUAUGGGUCAACAUCCCGGGCAACUCGCUAGGCGACAUCCAAAGUAACGCAGAAUACGUCGCAUACGCAAUAAACUACAUUUCUGGACUCUCGCAGCGUCCGAUCGGGGUGCUAAGCUGGUCGCAGGGUAGCUUAGACGUGCAAUGGGCGCUGAAAUACUGGCCGUCAACAAGAGCCGCGGUAAGCGACUUCAUGGCAGUAAGUGGUGAUUUCCACGGGACAGUUCUUGCGACGCUGUGUAUGCUUGUUACACCGGUUUGCUCGCCGGCUGUACAGCAGCAGGGGUAUGACACGAUGUUUAUUCGGGCUCUGCGUGGCGAAGGCGGGGAUUCGGCGUUUGUGCCGACGACGAGCGUGUACUCUGGGAAUGACUUUAUCAUUCAGCCGCAGAGUGGGGGGUGGGCUUCUGCGGCACUGGAGGAUGUGCGUGGGGUUGGGGUGUCAAAUGUGCAGGUGCAGGUUGCUUGUGCGGGGCGUGCUGCUGGGGGGUCUUAUUCGCAUUCGGCUAUGUUGGUUAAUCCGUUGGCGUAUGCUUUGUUUGUUGAUGCUUUGGUGCAUGAUGGGCCUGGGCGGUUGGAAAGGAUUAAUCUUGAUGCCGUUUGUGGGGAGUCACUUGCGCCUGGUUUGGAUGUGGAUGCUUUUUUGGGGAUGGAGGCUGUGUCGAAUGUGAUUGGGGUGCUUGAUGUGUUGUUGUAUGGGUAUAAUGGGAAUGAAGAGCCGCCGCUUAGGGGCUAUGUUUAUCACUAG
Molecule: messenger RNA, 1371 nt
Organism: Penicillium expansum
Lineage: Eukaryota; Fungi; Ascomycota; Eurotiomycetes; Eurotiales; Aspergillaceae
Product: putative lipase
Exons: 1
Coding region: 1-1371 (456 amino acids)
Source: RefSeq, a predicted model, not a curated record